Molecule: messenger RNA, 2325 nt
Organism: Bipolaris victoriae FI3
Lineage: Eukaryota; Fungi; Ascomycota; Dothideomycetes; Pleosporales; Pleosporaceae
Exons: 2
Coding region: 1-2325 (774 amino acids)
Biological process (GO): double-strand break repair via nonhomologous end joining
Cellular component (GO): nucleus
Molecular function (GO): DNA binding; DNA-directed DNA polymerase activity
Source: RefSeq, a predicted model, not a curated record
AUGUCGGACCCCGAGCUCCUAGCUAAAAUCAUCUAUUUCGAGGAACAGGCCCUUCUCAACCUUUCAGACGAUGAGCUAUAUAUCCCUGACGAAAGUGUGCUUAACCUUGAACGCGCGCUGGAAGAAUCAAAACAUAUACUAGUAACCUCACUACCGAGCCGUUCGGGCAGUUUCAAUGGACCAACGCUUCGAGAAAUGCAGGCACAGUUCGAGGAGCAUACAGAGAGACGGCGCACUUCUAAUCGGCAAAUUAAUCAAAAGUUAAUUCGGUCGACUACGGUACCACCAACCGAACCCGCCAAGAGCGUCCAAAUUCCCAAGUCACGCAACGGUCCUAAUGUAGGUACAGAUAGUGGCAAAAGUCGUUUGAAGAGGACGAUAUCUCUGUCCCAAAUAUUCCACAAAGAAUGUACUCCGUUUUACAAACGCGCGGGCGCCAUUCCUCAUGAGCUCAAAAAUGGAAAAAUUGUGAAGCCUGCCGAUAAUAUCAGGCUCUUCACUGGAAAUAAGCAAUUGCUCAAAGAGAAGAUCGUCUACUUCUACCCUAAUGAUGAUAUCUCCAUGGCACGACGAAGACGCAUUCACAAGGUCAUUCAGCUUGGUGCUGCAUGGGCGGAUAAAUGGAGCGAUAGUAUCACACACGUUAUGUUCGAUGAUGGGACGUACACAUAUACUCAAUUGGUGCGGCAUCUCGGCAGACCAAUAUCUCCAUUCGAUCCAUAUGUGCCGCAAUGUAUUAGUCGUGGGCAGCUCUUAGAUCCUACCGUUUCAUACUUUGCUGUAAAAGGUACCCAAGGGGUAAGCGAACUUGAUCAAGGACCAGACCUCUCUUAUACAUCAACUACGUCGCAAAACUCGCUACAGAUACAAUCCUCACAAAGAAAGAAAGCGACACAGGAGACACAAAAGACCGACUCUCAUCCCACGGAAGAAAGUGUACCUUCCACUCAUCCCUAUACAGAUGCAGCGCCCUCAAGUCCUCUCGAAGAAACAGUAGAAGAUAGCUUCAUCAUGUCCUCUCCAGGGGCUGCUAUAGUCUCCGUACAAAAGGGCAGAGAUCAAUUUGGGAAUGACCUGUUUCAAGCCAUCCAGGAGGCUAGAUCCCUCGCGUACCUACCCAUUGAUGAAGAUGAAGAAAUGGAGCAACUUAGUUCAACAUGUGUGAACACUAUAGAGAACUCGAACAUGGAUCAAGAGCUAUUGCCAAUGGGUACUGAUUACCUCAAGAGGCUCAGUGUUUUGUCAAAAGUAUCAGCGUUUCGCGACAAGAAGUCAUUCAAUAUGAACAGUUUUCAAUGUAUGGAUCCAAGUUCCAGUAGCCAUAUUUCAUGGAACCCAAACGCCCGAACAAUUCAGAUACUAGAAGAGAUGUGCAAGUAUUACGAUAGUAUGCAGGACCAAUGGAGAACCCUAAGCUACCGAAAAUGCGUUGCCACUCUGAAGAAACAAACGGUCAAGAUCACUACUGCAGAACAAGCCGCAAAACUGCCUUCUAUCGGUAGACGCCUUGCCACAAAAAUCGAAGAAAUCGUGCUCGCAGAUCGCCUCCGACGACUCGAAAGUACCCGUCACAACCCCCAGGACGUAUCCCUACGUUUGUUCCUCAGUAUUUAUGGCGUCGGCCUUGCCCAUGCCAACAAAUGGAUUCAAGCCGGCCACCGCACCCUCGACGAUCUCAAGACCAAAACCACCCUCUCUGAAAACCAGAAGAUCGGACUCGAACACUACCAUGAUUUCAACUCCCGCAUCCCACGCGCCGAAGUCGAAGUCCACGGCGCUAUAGUCGCCGCCGCACUUAAGGAAAUCGACCCAGAAUUCAGUGCAACGAUAAUGGGAAGCUACCGCCGUGGAGCACAGGACUCGGGCGACAUUGAUAUCAUGCUAUCACGACCCAACAUGUCACCUACCGCUAUGAGCACUACCGUCUUCGAAGUCCUCAUUCCACACCUACAAAAGACUGGCUUUCUCAAAGCCUCGCUAACGUCAUCCCGUUACAGCGACUCCAGCAGCUCAAAAUGGCACGGCGCAUCCUGUCUCCCUUUCUCCACCGUCUGGCGCAGAAUAGACUUCUUGGUCGUCCCGGAGCAGGAAAUGGGUGCUGCACUUUUGUAUUUUACCGGAGAUGAUGUUUUCAAUAGGAGUAUGAGGUUGUUGGCACGGAAGAAGGGUAUGAAGCUUAAUCAACGGGGGUUGUAUACGGAUGUUUUGAGAGGGAGGAAGGGUGAGAAGUUGAAUGAUGGAGUGCUGAUUGAGGGGAGGAGUGAAAGGAGGAUUUUUGAGAUUUUGGGCGUGCCGUGGAAAGAGCCGGGGGAGCGGAUUUGUUAG